AUGAACACAGCGUUAUAUACGUGCUUGUUAACGGCGAACUCGCAGUUAUUAAUCGCCAUCUUAAAAACAAGCACGGGAAAGAUCGAUUAUAAGGGCAUUGCUGAUUACAUGGGCCCUGUGCCAGAAUACAAUGUCAAGUCCAUCCAAAACCAAAUUUGGUUCAUCAAAACCAAGACUCUCGGAGACAAGGCUUCUGGCUCCAACCCAUCUACCCCAUCUAAGGGUGGAAAGAAGGAUGCCAAAACCCCGACGAAGUCUCCUGCGUCUUCAAAGCGUGAGCGGGCCGAAGUUGAUGAUGCCCAGUCUGACUCUGUCCCUGACUCCGCGACCCCAACGAAGAACGGCCGCUCCAAGAAAGCGAAGACGGGGGUCAAGCAGGAAGUUAAGCGGGAAAUCAAGUCUGAGGACGCCUGA
Molecule: messenger RNA, 414 nt
Organism: Trichophyton verrucosum HKI 0517
Lineage: Eukaryota; Fungi; Ascomycota; Eurotiomycetes; Onygenales; Arthrodermataceae
Exons: 2
Coding region: 1-414 (137 amino acids)
Source: RefSeq, a predicted model, not a curated record